Symbiodinium sp. CCMP2592 is the source of this 1491-nucleotide messenger RNA. The record is from the annotation of a GenBank genome assembly. NCBI's taxonomy places the organism in Eukaryota, Dinophyceae, Suessiales, Symbiodiniaceae.
AUGGGCUUCGGAGGCUUGGAAGGCUUGGGAGGCAUGGUGAGCCAGGCAGGACUAGGACUCCGGCUCACCAUGCCUCCUGGAGGCCCCGGAGGCUCCGGAGGGCCGAGGCCUUGGCGAGUCGCCCUCGCUGCAGGAGACUCCGCAGUUCGUCCACAUGACGGGCAGGUAGUCGGAGCAUUUGGCUAUCGCAAGCUUCAGCGGGUGGAGUGGGCGACAGUCACGGUCGCUUCGAUUGCCUUUGUAUGUCUGCUGGCACGCGCGCCGGGACCGUGGCGCUCUGCCGCUGGGACACUGAUGUCGGCAAGGCAGCAUGUCAGGAUGCUGCUGUGCAGCCUGAGCAUGAUUUGGCUCGGUGGAUCUUUCUGGGCCACUCUUCUACUACUUGGGGUGUUGUGGAAGAUGACUGCUGCAAAGCCAGAGCUUCAAAAAGCGUCGAGCAUUCUCCCAUCCUCUUUGAGCAGGAUUGUGAGGCUGGAGAAGCUAUCGCUUCAUUUGCUGAAGUCGGAGUUCGAGGGGGAGGCCGAUACUUCCAAAGAAAAAACGGCGAUGCUUUGUUGCCAUGGCUUCGGUGCGAAUGGGACUUCCUACGAGGAGGUGCUGCCCCUUUUCCUAAAGUCGGGCUUGGCCUCCGUGGUGCUGUGUCCGGACCAAGUGGGCUUCGGGCUGACGGAGAGGCCCAAUCUCGUCUUCAGACGUGGGAUGUCCUUCCAGACGGACACGGAGAAGGCGACUUUGGGCGACCUCUCCGCAGCCCAGAUGUACACGCUCACUGGCAAUGCCAUCCUGGCUGGCGCCUUGCUGGACAGGGAGUCGGAUCAGAGGAACUCGCUGAUCAUCGGCCACUCCAUGGGAGCUAUCACGGCUUCAGCGGUCGCCAUAGCCAGGGCGGGUAGAGAUCCCGGCUCCGUUGCCCUGAUUUUGGAGAGCCCCGCAUUUCUGGUGAAGCCGUCCAGCGAGUCAAGGACUAGAAGACUGGGACGCGCUGCGGUCCUGGGCUUGAGACUGCAGCGUCUCUUCCUGCGCUUCGUGCUCCAACUCCCAGGUCUUACAUACAACAGGCUUUUCUGGCGCAGUGGAUUGGCAUCUGCCUAUGCCGACAUGGAUGCGGUGCGUUUGGACAAGCAGGUCCUCCUGUACCGUUGGCCAAGCCUCUGCGAAGGGUGGGCGCUGGGCUUGGCAAACUUCGUGUCAGCGCGGCUGCUCUCCAUCGGCGAGGAUGCUUUGGUACUGCAGCGGCUGGUCGAUGCAUGCAAAGCUGGCAAGCUUCGUGUGCUGAUCGUAACUGGAGACAAGGACCUGCUGCAACCCCUUGCGGAUCGGAAGAACCACAUUUGGUCACAUGGGCUCAGAGGCUCAUGUCGUCCUUUCUUGCUCUUCUGCGGCGCUUCAUCCGGGCUGUCGCUUCACGCAGGACCGAGUGGUUCCUCUUGGGAACAGCACACGCUUGUCAGAGCUGCUGGGAUGUCGGCUGCAGACGAUCCAGGCACAUAA